GCCCUUUAUUCCUCUUUCAAAAUACUGCCUGCACCGCUGUUCACCCUCCCCCUCCUUCCCCAUGCCUAUGCCCCUUGUUUACAAUAACGAGCACCCCUCGCCGCCACAAUCUUCUCCCAUAAUACCCGAGGAGAGGGGACUUCCCCCUCGAACAUCUCAAUUGACAAUGCACACCAAAGAUCUCAACUCGACAACCUCACCCUCCUCUUCUCCAGCCGCAACCGUGAAUGGGGUCACGGAUAGAGCCGAGCUUAUCGAGAGAAUAAAAGCUGGCCAAACUCCUACUUGGGUCCCUAACCGAUCGGUAAUUACUACGCUCCUUUCCUCACAUGUGCUUGAGAAAAACUGUGCAGUGAUCUUUCAUGCUUCUCAGCUCCUUGUCUACUGACUUGUUUGAUUUCUAACGCUAAUUUCCCAGCACUCAAAUUAUUACCCUAACCACAGCCCUUCGGAAAAACAUUUUAUCGACGAACACCCUGAUCGUCCCCAGUCUGCUCUCCACCAGGGUGUCUUUACGAAUAAUGAGCCGAGGGGUUUUCAAACAUACCCUCCGUCCCCUCCCUUCCCUUCCGCUUCACCCUUUCUGGGCAGUCCGAGCACCGGUUACAGUGAGACGCCUCCCCUUACCAUAUCCUCCCCGUUCAAUCCUUAUGCUUCCGAGCUGUGCCAGGCUAGGGCAAGGCAUAGGUGCCUCUCCUUCUCCUCCAACUUUGUCCUGAAAGCUCCGACGUCGCCGUUGGUUCACUCUUCAAACCCCGACAACGACAGUAGUGGCAAUGAGGGCUCGUCCGCUUCGACGGCUGCCGGUGCAAUCGACAUUGAAUACUCCUUCCCGGGCGGAGAGGGUCGACGUGUAUCCCUCCCACCCUCGUCGCUUUCCUCUCUACAGCUGUCACCGACUGCUCCCUCUUCCUUACGUCGUCCGAAAGGGGCUGGGUGGGGGGAUGGUCGGUCGACUUCACCACCACUUGCGGCCCGUCAUGCUCGCCGGUUCUCGGGGUUUGGGGGUUCAACGUCGGAUUUGCCGUUUGGGGGCUCUCUGGUGGGAUCAUUCGAGGAGUCAAUACUCAACGGCCGUAUGUCGACUACCCCGUCAAAACCUCUCAAUUUCGUUGCGCAGAUUGGGGUUCUCGGUCUCGGAAAGUGCAAGCCGUCAUUGAGGUGCCCGACUCAUGUCACUCUUCCGUUCCCGGCCUAUUUUUAUGCCCUUGGCGAUUACGACAGCCCUUCGCCAUAUGUUGGACAAGUUGACCUCGACACAGCCCUGAAUAUUGCAAACGGAAGGUCUUCGAAGGCUCCCCCAGGUGUUGGAGGCGCAUACCGCAUCCCGCAGCGUGGGCAGCUCCAGAUUGUUAUCAAAAACCCGAAUAAGACCGCGGUGAAACUUUUCCUGGUGCCGUAUGAUCUGAAGGAUAUGGAGGCGGGAUCGAAGACGUUUAUCAGGCAGAAAAGCUAUUCCGUUGGAAACCCGCUGCUCUCUGACUUCGCAGGCAACAUUCCAGUGGCCAUGAAGAGGGAGAAGGAGAAGGACUCGUUGCGUUACCUAAUACAUCUGCACAUUUGCAGUCCGAGUAGGGGCCGCUACUACCUGCACAAGUCGAUCAGGGUGGUGUUCGCGAAUAGGGUCCCGGAUGGCAAAGAGAAGUUGAGGAACGAGCUCCUAUGGCCCGAGCCCAAAUUCAGUCCCUGGAAGCCCGAGAGUUGCGCCCCGAUGCCAAUUUCCUCUCUCUCCAAUAGGAAACGAAGCACAAGCCUCCAUAUGAAUUUCCCAAGCGCCUUGGGUCGCGGAGCAAAAGGCGCAAUGUCUCCCCCACCGAUCCCCAAGUUCAAUGCAGUAAAUAUUGAACCCGAUGGCAUGAAGGGUAUUGACACCGACUCGGCGAGCGAGAUGGGCAGUGGCGUGGGCGAGUACGAGAAGAUGAGCCUACCCCCGUCGAUUGGAAGAGCCGAGGGACAAGGGCUUUUGGCGAAAAAACUUAAAGGCCUAGAAGUCUUGACGGCGGACGGGCCGGGUAUUAGGGGAAUCUGGGAUAUGAAGAAUUAAAGUGGUUGAUUCUUUCUUCCUUACCAGGUGCUAGGAGGUUUCUGAUAAAACACCGUAACUCAGUACAUACCAUAGACUGGUGUUAUCAGAAACUCCUGCAAUUUCUCAUCACUACUCAUAUCGCAUCUUUAUUUCCUGUCUUGAAAAUUUUGUCAUAUUUCUUUCCUGUUUUUCAAUUCCGUGCUGGGAGGGUUAAUUUCUGCCCGCUAUAUCUUUGCUAUUCUCCUCUUUGUUUUGUACAUUCAUGGGUCUGGAGUUUAAUUGGAGAAACAAUACCUUGUCUCACUACGUAUUCUUUGCUAUUUCCUCCUACCUCUCCGAUAAGGGAUGGGGUGCAUCCGCUUUUUGUGCGAAAGGAGAUUUUUCUUUCUUUUGGCACUACAGUCUGGAUAGCUCGCCCGAAAACUCCGCUUGAUAGCCGGCGAUAGGGAGCAUUGCCUCUGGUGCUUUCAUUGCUAUAGUAGGUUACACCAUAUAUGGUGGCGGUAUAGACUGCGACGAGUCGAGGGCGGUGAUGGAGGUGGGUUCCGGUGGAAUUGGCCCACCCCGCUUGACAAGCGGUCGAGUCAUAGUUCAUGAUCGACGAUUCGCGACAUAUCAUAUCACACGACGGGGCCAUUUCACAGAAUUACGGCACCUACUGUAGUCUACAUGCAACUGAUUGACUUGCACCCGUGACAUGAUGCGUGCCCUGCCUUUGCCUUCUCUUUCCCAUUCCUUCGCCCGUUGCUGCCUGGUACUCU
Tuber aestivum (summer truffle) is the source of this 2787-nucleotide messenger RNA. The record is from the annotation of a GenBank genome assembly. NCBI's taxonomy places the organism in Eukaryota, Fungi, Ascomycota, Pezizomycetes, Pezizales, Tuberaceae.